CUCUUUACAUGCGUGCGGUAUGAAAAAAUAAAUGUGCCUGUCACGAUUAUAUAUUGUUCAUGUAAAUGCGAAUACAAAUGGAGAUGUAUCUUCACGUUAACUAAUGAAUAUAUCUUCUUCUUUCCCGCGGCGGCUUCGAAUUUCGCGAUGUUGACGCCGUGCCAAACAGCAGCGACGAUGUUGCCUAGCGACGUUAUGAAUCAACAAACGAGCCAUCGAGAUCAUUGACAGUCGCCGUAGCCUAUUCAACAUUUCGCAGUUACGAUUCUGUUUUUGUAACAAUAAUCAAGUCAGUCAGUGUAAUACUGGCUCGCAGCGGCAAUUCAAGGAUGUCGUGCGAGAAAGAGAGAAUGAGAAUAGCGGCGAGCUACAGAGUGAACGAACCGAUAUGUAAUUUAAAAAUAAGAGUGCGAGUCGUGCAGCAGAAGUCUCCGCUGGCCGAGUUGUUGGCCGAAGAGUCUGAAGGCGGCGAGACCAGGGACUCCAGCUUCUUGGAGGAGGAGGACAGUAUUUUUAGCUGGCAGGAGAAGGUGUUCGGACCAUUCGAGAUCGAUUUCUAUGCGGAUGAGAAGAAUUGCCUGACCGAUUGUCAGCUGGAGUAUCACCGACGCAUUCGCGACGAGCAGUUGCGGGGCGCUCGUUUGUACUCGUACACGGAGAACGACUCUUACUAUGCCGAUGACAAUCUCCUCACAGUGCCUUACAGAUCGUAUCUGUCCAUGAAGAAUCAGACCGCAUUGCCGACCAUCCGUAAUCGCAAGCCCUUUCGGGAGCGAUAUAACAAGGACGUGAUCGACGAUAAGCCCACGAAUGACAGAAUUCGAUCGAGCCAUUAUCUCUACACCGAACGCACCACCAUGCACGUGAUGGCCGAUCUUUCACGCAAGGAUGAACCCGCGAGCAUCGGGUCGACGGACUCGGAAACGCUGCUCUGCACCGUGACGUACGACAAGGCGCGGAAACUGCUGACGAUUAGCCCCGAUUUUACGAACGACGACGAACGCGAGCGUCAUUAUAGUGUGACCAAUAGCUACGGCGUCAAGUUCAAUUAUCGAAUCGAGCACGUUUCCGAGGGGCGAACGCCGCUCGAAUCGCAGGAGCACUGCGAGGACGCGCGGCGUGAAUUACAACAGCAGCUUGCUUAUAAAGAAGCAGAGCUAUACAAGGAAUUGCAACCACCACCACCAAAUAUGUCUACAGUAUUCAUGACCUUGGAUAUUGUAUCAGCCUAUGGCUUUUCUUACGACGGAUUGUUUAUUACCUACUUUAUCGAUUUGCCGCAACAUUGGAGUACAAAGCAAAAAGAAAGGCUGUUUGGCAGAACGCAGAAAUCUCUCUUAGAAAAUAAAAUGGCGCAUUUUAGUUAUUGCAUGGAUAUAUCUUUGCAUUAUCCCUCAAGUGAAUCUGAACAAUUAAGCAAUGAUACAUCACAUUGGCCUCGUUUAUUAUUUUCCGUGGCAUCUCUGGAUAGUUGGACCAGAUAUCGAAUAGAGGGUUACGCGGCAUUGCCAAUACCGAUGACACCUGGAAGAUACGAAUUUACAGUCUCUACAUGGCGUGCGAAAGGAAAUAUCAUCGAUACCUUGAGACGAUUUUUUGUCGGUGGUUCUUACGAACUCGAGGAUAUAACAUAUUGCGGUAUUCCAAUGACUCACGAGGGCAAAGUUUUAGAUAAAUCAAAUUUGAAAGUUGUACCGAGCGGAGAUAUUAAAAUUUAUAUGAAUGUGAUACAUCAAAGUAAUAUACACACAAAACAUUCCAAUUAUCAAAGAGACGAUGCCGAUAAAGUGAGCACUGAUACGCUCAUGAAUAACGUUGAAAAUGUCCUCGAACAAUUUAAAGCAGCUAAAGAACGUAUGAUACGAAUAAGAACAAUGACUUCGUAGAGAUAAAUUAUCCUAGCGAUAAUUAUAAAGAGACUGAUAAUAAAAAAAUGAUUUAUUUAUCAAGAUUUUGUUUCAAAUAGUGAUAUUUAUAAAAUAAUAUGUUGUAUUUCUAAUGUCUUUUUCUACUUUGUAUUUUAAAAGACCAAGACCGUAUAUGUUAAAAAAAAAAAAUAUAUAUAUAUAUAUAAAAUACAAUGUCUUAUACUAUUGUUAAUUAUACUAUUGUUAAUUAAUUUUAAUUAUCUUCUUAUCAAAUGUUGGAAUCAACUAUAAGAAUUAAAUCAUUGUCCAUGAAUUUGAACUAUAAAGCUAUAAUAAUUUUCAAAACUUCAUUGCUUUGACUAUAUUAUUGUUCAUGUGCAAAUUGAAGGAAUAAUACAUUGUUUUUUUUAAUGAGUUUUCGAAUAUAAUUAAUGGAUAUCUUUCUUUUUAACAAGUCUGGAACGCGAUUAUGUCUUGAUUGAUAAAGACA
Pogonomyrmex barbatus (red harvester ant) is the source of this 2358-nucleotide messenger RNA. RefSeq names its product Meckel syndrome, type 1 (gene Mks1). The record is from RefSeq and is a predicted model, not a curated record. NCBI's taxonomy places the organism in Eukaryota, Metazoa, Arthropoda, Insecta, Hymenoptera, Formicidae. Gene Ontology annotation, biological process: cilium assembly. Gene Ontology annotation, cellular component: MKS complex.